UUUGAUAGAUGGAAAACAGUGUUGUCAUUAUAAAUAACGACGACGAUGACGACGGUUGAACGCAAAUCAUUUGAGGCGAGAACAUAAAAGGAUGUACAUUUGAUAGACUCGGUUUAGUCAGCGCAUGGAAAUAAAGUUGGUUUAAUUGUAGUGUCGGUUAGAACGUUCGUUAUGUGGCAAAUAUACAUGUGAAUUAACAUGGGAAUAUCAAUAUUUUUAAUCAUAUUUCUGACUUUAACAACAUCAUGGCAACUGACAACAUGCUCGAGACUGCAAAACAAUUUUAACGACUGGUUCUAUCGCCUAAACUCGGACUUGAAUUCAAUUUAUCAAAAAUCAGCCAAUUUUGCAUGGGAUUUAAGUGUGAAUCCUACGCAUAAAACGGCUGCAGAACUGCGACAAUUCAAUGCAAAUAAAUCGAAAUGGAGAGAUUCAAAAUGUUUAGAAAUUCAGGAGCUUAUAACAUUGGCCAACCAAUAUCCACUUACAUCGACCAUUUCGAAUUUAACGAUAUUAAAUACAAGUGCCCGAUUACUUUGUGCUGGUCCGAAAUUCAAUGAAAAACAAACCGAUCAACUAACGUUUUAUUUACAGCAGAUGCAAACAAUUUUUACAACAACCGAAAUUUGUUUGCCCCAACAAUUCGAUGUGUGUCUCAAUUUGGAUCGUAUAUGGGAAUUCACAUAUGUAUUACGAAAUGGAGAUCACAUUGAACCAUUGUGCUUGGAUGCAGUGAAACCGAAAGUUCAUGUGACAAAGUUAAAUCUAUACGAUGGCAGCAUUCAAAAAAAUUAUUAUGUGAAUGGCGUGUCGAAGAUAACACAACAACAGGAUCGAAAGGUUGAGAGAGAAUUACGCGUAAAUAAUAUGAUUUGUUUGGGUGGCGAAGAAGAAUUUGAUCGUAUAAUGAGCGGUGAUUUCAUCGCUUUCAAUCGUAGUGAUUGUGCAUUACGAUUUAAUGAAAUAUUUCGUUGGGCAUGGGAAAGUUGGCGCACAGCUGUUGGUAAUAAAAUUGGAACAAUCUACGGAAAAACCAUUGAUCUUAUGAAUAUUGGUGCAAAAGCAAAUGGAUACAAUGACAUUGGUGAAGUGUGGCGCCAAGAGGUGGAUUUGCCAAAUUUAUCUUCAGUAAUUGAUUGCUUGAUGCAACAAAUUAAACCCAUUUAUCAAUUGUUACACGGCGUUUUAAGAAAUGUUUUGUGGAAUCGAAUCCAUAAGUUUGAGCCAUUCAAUAAAGAAUCAACGAUUCCAGCUCAUAUGCUAGGUAGUUUAUGGUCGCAAAACUGGCAAACUUAUCAAAAUCUUAUUUUGCCAUUUAAUGAGUUCCAGUUGGAUCAAUCAAUGAAGAAUUUAAAUUGGACUAUUAUCGAUAUGGUGAAGAAGGCUGAUGAUUUUUAUCGCUCGCUUAGUCUACCACCAAUGCCAGAGAAAUUUUGGCAAAAAUCCAUCUUUGAGAAAAGUAAACAAUUUCGAAAUUGUCAUGGGACAGCAGCGAAUAUGUUUGAUUCGAACGAUUACAGAAUGAUUGUUUGUGCAGAACAAACAGUUCGUGAUUUUGGUGUGAUUGUCCAUGAAAUGGGUCACUUGCAGUACUUUAUGGCUUAUAAGAACCAGCCAACUGUUUUUCAGGAUGGUAAUGCUGCUAUACAAGAGAGCAUUGGCGAUGCGAUAUUCCUUGGCAUCAUGACACCACAUCAUUUAAAUCGCUUGAAUUUGCUACCAGAUAAAUAUCUUAUGUCUAACAAGCCAUCAGUGUUUACGGAAUCGAUGAUGAGAAUAAUACAUUCACGGCAGCAAAAUCAAAGAAAUAAAGCAGAAAAUCUCAACGCUGAUCACACUGACUUGAAUGAUGAUUAUAUUACAGUUAAUGGAAAACCUUAUCCAAAAUUAUCAACUCUGAAUCAACUGGAAUCAGAGUAUUCUGAAUACGAAUCGAAAUUGACACGUGAAAUAAAUGACUUUGAUUUGGCACUUUUAUUGCAUAUGGCUUUGCAUAAAAUUCCUGCCAUACCGUUCCAAUACCUGAUGGACGCAUUUCGAUGGCAACUUUUCAAUGGAACAGUAUCGAUGAAUGAUGCAAAUGCACUUUACUGGAACUUAGCACUCAAUGAGCAGGGCAUUCAUCCACCGGACUGGAAAGAUCGACAUGAAUACUUCGAUCUUGGUGCCAAAUUUCAUAUAUCGGAUAAUACCCCAUUUACACGAUAUUUCCUAGCAAGUUUUAUUCAAGCACAGAUCUUUGAAGGGCUUUGUAAAGUGACAAUUUUUGACACGGUAAAAACAAAAAAACCGUUGCCCAUGCCUCUGCAUCGAUGCGAUAUUUACGGAUCAAAACGGGCUGGAAAAUUAAUAAAGAAAGCACUUCAAUUGGGUAGCUCAAAACACUGGACCGAGAUUUUAUAUAUGCUUACUGGAAGCAGAGAAGUCAGAGCUGACGCCUUGCUUCUCUAUUAUAAGCCCUUAAUUUCAUGGUUGAAUUCAUUGGUCGAAGACUUCAAUAUUCCAAUCGGUUGGUGAACAUCUAAACAGUACAUACAGUUUUGUUUAACGUAAAAUUGUCAAAUUUAAUAAUAAAAGUUAGCUACAUGGGAAA
Contarinia nasturtii (swede midge) is the source of this 2593-nucleotide messenger RNA. RefSeq names its product angiotensin-converting enzyme-like. Gene Ontology annotation, biological process: proteolysis. Gene Ontology annotation, cellular component: plasma membrane. Lineage: Eukaryota; Metazoa; Arthropoda; Insecta; Diptera; Cecidomyiidae. Gene Ontology annotation, molecular function: peptidyl-dipeptidase activity; metallopeptidase activity. The coding region runs from base 199 to 2517 and encodes 772 amino acids. The transcript is spliced from 9 exons. The record is from RefSeq and is a predicted model, not a curated record.